Messenger RNA from Brassica napus (rape), 1405 nucleotides. RefSeq lists its product as uncharacterized. Gene Ontology annotation, cellular component: cytoplasm. The coding region runs from base 321 to 1397 and encodes 358 amino acids. The transcript is spliced from 13 exons. Lineage: Eukaryota; Viridiplantae; Streptophyta; Magnoliopsida; Brassicales; Brassicaceae. The record is from RefSeq and is a predicted model, not a curated record. Gene Ontology annotation, molecular function: ethanolamine-phosphate cytidylyltransferase activity. Gene Ontology annotation, biological process: phosphatidylethanolamine biosynthetic process.
CUCUCUCUCUCUCAAACUCGCCAGUCCUAUCGAUUCUCCAGGCAUGUUCCUCUUGUUAACCCUUCUCCCGUAGAUUCAUUUCCAGUUUGGUGGGAACUCCAGUACAAGUUCAAAAGCCGAGCGAGAUGCCGGUCUCUCUUAAGCAGAAUAUGAAUGUUGAGAUCCGUGAGAUGAUCAAUAGGGAUCCAUGGUCAUUGAAACAACCAAUACACUUUUGGGAAUCAUCUUUGCUCUUGUGGCUUUCAUCUGUGUUCUCGAGUUUUCGUCAUUCCAUCCCAAGAUCACCUGUCUACUAACCUGAGAUUCUUAGUUUCUGGAGCAUGUCUACUCACCUGGGCUUCUACACUCAGCAGAUCAUUUGCAUUCUACUUAUAUGUUCCCAUUUAUAUGGUCUGUUCAUGGCUAGCUUUCUUCUUUUCUAUCAGGUAGUGAAGCGACUACCAAAGAAAUUGAGCUCUUCUGCAGUGUUCCUGUACUCAACCCUGAUUGGUCUUACUGUUGUCAGUCUUCCCUACAUACCCGGUUGGUUUGAAGUUAUCCGAGAAACAUAUGCAAUUACACGCAAAUUUAGGAAUGUUGGCGAGCUGGCUAUGGUGAUUAAUAUACGAUUCUUUGAAACACAGUUUGGAUUGAUUGCUAUCAAUUCAGAGCUCCUCUUGGCUUACGAUGGGUCUAUUGACAUAGGCAUAUCUCGUGUCAUGUCUUGGUUCAUUCGGAUUUGGGCUACGGUUUUGAUUAUUCAGAGCUCAGAAGAUACUCGCCUUGCUGUAGGAGCGUUGGUAUGUGUACUUGUUGUCUCACCUUUACUGAGGAUGAUCACCAGAUUAAUUUUCCCAGAUCGCGGGACUCUGAUGGCCAAACUACUAAUCAUGAGGGAUGCAAUUAGAGAUGCUGUAGGACCAUUUGUCUGUAAAGGAGGGAUUUGUAAGAAGCUAUGGAAAAUCGGUACGAAAGAAGAUGAAGAUGAAGAUGAGAAGAGACUAGAAACAUCUGUUACUGUUGGUGAAAGUCAUACUCUUGUCUCGCAUUUUCCUACUCCCCCUAGGAUCAAAUUCUCCAGUGGCAAGGGGCCAGGACCUGAUGCACGUGUAGUCUACAUAGCUGGUGCGUUUGAUCUUUUCCAUGCUGGCCAUGUUGAGAUUCUCAGGCGUGCUAGAGAGCUUGGCGACUUUCUUCUUGUUGGAAUACAUAAUGACCAGACCGUGAGUGCUAAAAGAGGAGGGCACCCCCCAAUCAUGAGUAUGCAGGAAAGGAGCUUAAGUGUUGGGGCAUGCCGCUAUGUAGAUGAGGUGAUAUUUGGUGCUCCAUGGGAAGUGUCAAAAAAUACGAUCACGAUCUUUGGCAUAUCAUUGGUGGUUCAUGGGACAGUAGCCGAGAGCGACAAUUUUCAAAGGUAAAACUAGAU